Messenger RNA from Acanthochromis polyacanthus (spiny chromis), 2037 nucleotides. It is a transcript of the gene dnpep, whose product is annotated as aspartyl aminopeptidase. The transcript is spliced from 16 exons. Bases 83 to 1864 code for a protein of 593 amino acids. Gene Ontology annotation, biological process: proteolysis. Gene Ontology annotation, molecular function: aminopeptidase activity; zinc ion binding. The record is from RefSeq and is a predicted model, not a curated record. NCBI's taxonomy places the organism in Eukaryota, Metazoa, Chordata, Actinopteri, Pomacentridae.
GAACGCCGAGUUUUCCUGUUAACGUUGUUUAAACCGCAGAGAGUAUUUCUAGGUCUUCCAACGCUUCCUAAAUAGAUGAAAAAUGACAGGCUGUUGUGCCUUUGGGUGCACAAAUCGGUCAGAGAAGGGAUUCCACAUGUUUAGGUUUCCCAGUGAUCCUGAAAGAAGGAAACUGUGGGAAAAUAAAGUCCAGAGAGUGGGAUGGAAACCGACUUCAUCAUCGUUUUUGUGCCAGGAACAUUUUGACAUUCAUCAGUUUGAGAAUGAGCGACAAGAUGGGAAGAAGAAGCUGAAGACGAGUGCAGUGCCUACUAUUUUCUGCUACACUAAGCGUCUCAAGGUGCAGAAGCCUCCGAAGAAGCGGGCGUUAACUUGCACUAGACCAACUUGUAGAACUGGACACAAACCUCAUUUGCAAGACCACGGCUACUCUGAGAGAGAGAAGUCGUUGAUCAUGAAGAGCUCCAAGGACGCGGUGCAGUCAGCUGCCAGAGAGUUUCUGCAGUUUGUCAACAGAGGGGUGUCUCCAUACCACGUGGUUGAAGAAUGUAAGCGUCGUCUGCUGGAGGCCGGGUUUGUGGAGCUGAAGGAGACGGAGCCGUGGAGCGUGGCGCCGUCGAACAAGUACUUUGUCACCAGGAACUUCUCCAGCGUCAUCGCCUUCGCCGUGGGCGGACGCUACCAGCCGGGAAACGGCUUCUCCAUGAUCGGCGCGCACACAGACAGCCCCUGCCUCCGGGUGAAGCCGAGGUCAAAGAGGUUGAAGCAGGGCUGCCUGCAGGUCGGGGUGGAGUGUUACGGCGGCGGCAUCUGGAACACCUGGUUCGACCGAGACUUGACCAUCGCCGGCCGUGUGAUGGUCAAGACGGACGGCCGGCUGGUCCACCGUCUGGUCCACGUCUGCAGACCUCUGCUGAGGAUUCCUCACCUGGCCAUCCACCUGCAGCGCGACAUCAACGACUCCUUCGGCCCCAACAAGGAGAACCACCUCGUGCCGAUCAUCGCCACGGCCAUCCAGGAGGAGCUGGAGACCGGCUGCACGUCCUCUGGAGACGCAUCCUCUGCUGCCAGCACGGCUGAGAAGCACCACCCGGCUCUGGUGAAGGUUUUGUGUUCGGAGCUGGGCGUCGAGCCGGAAGCUCUGCUGGACUUCGAGCUUUGUCUGACCGACACUCAGCCGGCGGCUUUGGGAGGAGUGUACGAGGAGUUCAUCUACUCUCCUCGUCUGGACAAUCUGCACAGCUGCUACUGCGCCCUGAAGGGGCUGAUGGAGUCCUGCUCUGGAGACUCUCUGGCCAACGAUCCCAACAUCCGGAUGAUCACACUGUAUGACAACGAGGAGGUGGGAUCAGAAAGCGCUCAGGGAGCUCAGUCCAACCUGACGGAGCUCAUCCUCAGCCGCCUCGCCGCCUCCCCCUCCAACCUCACCGCCUUCCAGCAGGCGGCGCCGCGAUCCUUCAUGAUCAGCGCUGACAUGGCUCACGCCGUGCACCCGAACUACCAGGAGAAACAUGAGGAGAACCACCGACCAGCUUUCCACAAGGGCCCGGUGAUCAAGUUCAACAGCAACCAGCGCUACGCCACCACCGCCGUCACCGCCGCCGUCGUCAGGGAGAUCGCCAGUCGGGUCGACGUGCCCCUUCAGGACGUGAUGGUUCGUAACGACAGCCCCUGUGGAACCACCAUCGGUCCCAUCCUGGCCGCCCGGCUCGGCGUCCCGGUGGUGGACAUCGGAGCUCCUCAGCUGUCCAUGCACUCCAUCAGGGAGAUGUGCUGCACCUCCAGCAUCCUGCAGAGCACCGCACUCUUCAAGGGUUUCUUCGAGCUGUUUCCCAGCGUGAGGAGCUCGCUGAUCGUCGACUAGAAGAACCACCACCGCGGGACAGAAAGGCAUUCAAGGCGUCAUUUUUUAUGUUUGUGACGAAAAUGACGACUCUUAACAUGCUGUAAUUUUAAUAAAAUCCACAUACGAAGAUGUAAAACACAAAUUUCUUUCGUAUCAACAGAAAUCCUUUAGAAUAAAAUGUUUAAAAUCCG